Molecule: messenger RNA, 2103 nt
Organism: Helianthus annuus (common sunflower)
Lineage: Eukaryota; Viridiplantae; Streptophyta; Magnoliopsida; Asterales; Asteraceae
Product: protein FAR1-RELATED SEQUENCE 5-like
Exons: 10
Coding region: 1-2103 (700 amino acids)
Biological process (GO): regulation of DNA-templated transcription
Source: RefSeq, a predicted model, not a curated record
AUGGAUUCCGGCGAUGCAGAUAUUCCUACAUACCAGCCCAUUGGUGAUGUUCACGUGUCCCCAAAUUCUGGAAGGAGGACAUUUAUACCAGAUGUCGACGAUUCGAUUAAACCUCAGAUGCAUAUGACAUAUGCUAAGGCGGGAGGUUUCACAGCUAGGAAGGGUACUCAACACGAGCCUCAAAAGGGUGUCAUACAUAAUAAACACUUCCUAAGCUCAAAAGAGGGUACUAAACCCUUUAAGGCGAUUGACUCGACUCAGGAAGCCGGUAGUUCUAAUGAUAACUCGAAGACUAAGAUUAAUCCCAGGGUUCCUUCUAUAAGGACCGGCUAUGAAGCAGGCAUUCGGGUUAAGUUAACCCAGAAUAAUCUUUAUGAGGUUUAUUACUUCGAGGGGUCGCAUAAUCACUCAUUUGUUGCUGAAUAUGACAGGUACCUGCUUCCUGAAAACAGAGGAAUUAAUUACGUACAGGAAGAAGCCGUAAAUACUUUGAGUGCCAUAAACGUUGGUCCAGUUAGAGCGUUUAACAAUAUGAGGACUCUUUAUGGAGGGUUUAACAAGGUAGGUGCCACAAAAGUUGACUUCAAAAACUUCAAGAGUGACUUAAAUAUGUAUAUAGCUGAGUACGAUGCUGACAUGGUUAUUAAACGCCUAAGAAGGAAGAAAGAAUUUAUGCCCAAUUUCUCUAUGGAAUACCUAACAACUGACGAUGGCAUUUUACGGGCGUUGUUCUGGGCCGAUGGAGAUACAAAGAGAAAUUUUCAUAUGUUUGGGGAUGUUGUGUCUUUUGAUGCUACUUAUCAUCGUAACAAGUACAAUAUGAUGUUCGUACCUUUUACCGGCAUUGACAAUCACUAUCGUAAUGUUACCUUGGGUGCUGCUAUAAUAGGUAAUGAAAUCGCCGAAGCAUAUAGCUGGUUGCUUAACGCAUUUCGGCAGGCAUUUGGGCGCGCACCACCUGUGAUUGUAACUGAUCAAGACCUAGCGAUGAGGAAAGCUAUUCAAGAUACUUGGCCUGAAAGUAGGCACAGUCUUUGCAUGUGGCAUAUAAUGGACAAACUUACUACCAAGUUUUUUAUAUCUGAAUAUGUGGUUGGCGCCAACCUAUGCAAUAGCACUGAUUUUAAGAAGAGGUUGUGUGGUAUUUCAAUUUAUCAGAUUAGGGAUACAUGGAUCCCUGCGUACUAUCGUGAUGAACACAUGUCUGGGCUGAUGCGUACUUCAUCACGUUCGGAAAGUGAGAACCAUUUCUUUGGGCAGUUUUGCAACCCGAACUGUAUGCUUGUUGAAUUCUUGGGGCAUUUUGACUCUGUAAUUGAAGCCCAAAGACACGAGCAUAGGAAGAAUGAUCACGAUACUAGGCACACGAACCCCGAAAUAUUUGCAAAAGAGUUUGUCUUAGAACAACAGGCGGCAAACAUAUACACACGGACAAUUUUCUUCGACGCACAACUUGAAAUUCGGACAGCCAUUCACAAGUGUGGUAUUGGAAAAUGGGAUGAAAGAGAGGAUAAUUUUGUGAACUUCUCUGUGAAGGACUUUUCUCAAACGUGUACUACAUUUUUUCAGGUUAUGAUGCGGCAACUAGAUAUGACUAUGAGUUGUUCAUGCAAUAGGCAGUUCCCUGAAAGGUAUAUAAUGCGACGAUGGACCAGGGAAGCUGUUCCUAAUAGUGCUCCUAGAGCGAUAUUAGGUAUUAAUGAAAGUGAUGAUCGGUACCAGCAAGUUAAUGGUGUUGUACGGGAGAUAAAAAGGGACCAUGUUGUCCAGUAUCAAUUGACGCCUGAUCAGGCAGUUGUAAACGCACCCCCUAGGAGUCGUCGCGAUAGGUUUGCUGAAAUAACUGGCUACACCCAAGAAACACCUGUAAUUGUUCGCAUGUCGAAAACCACUAGAUUUAAAGGUAUGGGCAACCCUACGAGAAGGAAGAGUAAGCGUGAAAUUGCCAUUAGUCAAUCUGGGAAAAAAAGGGUCGUGAAUGUAGCAAUUGCAAACGUGGGGGGCAUAAUAUACGUACAUGCACGUACCCGGCAAGGGAAAAGAACGAUGACUCCUCAGAAAGUGAUGAAGCGGCGGGUGAAGGAGAUGACGAAGAGGAGCUAG